This is a messenger RNA of Trichoderma harzianum CBS 226.95, 921 nucleotides long. RefSeq lists its product as hypothetical. Gene Ontology annotation, biological process: mitotic cytokinesis; actin filament organization. Gene Ontology annotation, molecular function: actin filament binding. The record is from RefSeq and is a predicted model, not a curated record. Bases 436 to 921 code for a protein of 161 amino acids. The transcript has 3 exons. Gene Ontology annotation, cellular component: actin filament; actomyosin contractile ring. Lineage: Eukaryota; Fungi; Ascomycota; Sordariomycetes; Hypocreales; Hypocreaceae.
GUCUCUAGUUGUCAUGCGCCCCGAGGCAGAUUGGGCGCCUUGCAUGGGUGAUGUUCCUGCCUGCUGUAGAUUCCGUGGAGGGACCUCUUCGGGGUACCUAGUGCUCGAUACUGGCUUAGCACUAAGCCUUCUGGGUACCUAGCAGGUACGGAGCCCAGUUGCUGGAGGGCAGCUCAGGUGUUAUUACAGUACCAGGUCCCUAAAGGCUCGGCGGGGCGCGACCAGCCACAGACGAGGCAUCGUAGAGGGGCAUCAAGACACUCUCCUUACCCCACCCCCUUUCCAGGCUGGUUUGACAACUCUACUCUACUCUACUUCUACUCUGCUCUGUUACGAGUACACUCUACCUCUUACGCUUCGAAUCCUCUACAGUCCCUCUCCCGACCUCUACCAAGAAAACCCACCUAAUACCGCUGAAUCUUUCGCAACUUCAAAAUGGAUCGCAUCAAGGAGAAAAUGAACUCGCUCCGCUUGGAGGCUGAUGAGGCCAUUGCCAAGGUGGAGGAGCUCCAGACCAAGGUCAAGACUCUCGAGCAGGAGAACCUGGCCAAAGAGCAGGACAUUACUUCUCUGCAACACAAGAACGGCCUCCUUGAGGGCGAGGUCGAGAAGCUGGAGACUGCCAUCAAGGACUUCAAAAAGGUAGCCGAUGAGGGACAAGAGCACGGAACCCAGAACGAGACACUGCAGCGACGACUGCAGCUGCUCGAAGAGGAGGCUGAGGAGGCCGACAAGACUCUGCGCGAGGCUAACGAGAAGCUCCGACAAACUGAUGUCAAGGCCGGCCACUUCGAGCGCAAGGUCCAGGCCCUUGAGAAUGAACGCGACCAGUGGGAGCAGAAGUAUGAGGAGAUGGCAAAGAAGCACACCGAUCUGCAGAAGGAGCUGGAGGAGCUCCAGAACGAGAUUGGAAACAUUUAA